Messenger RNA from Debaryomyces hansenii CBS767, 1311 nucleotides. RefSeq lists its product as uncharacterized. The transcript has a single exon. Bases 1 to 1311 code for a protein of 436 amino acids. NCBI's taxonomy places the organism in Eukaryota, Fungi, Ascomycota, Pichiomycetes, Serinales, Debaryomycetaceae. The record is from RefSeq and is a predicted model, not a curated record. Gene Ontology annotation, molecular function: hydrolase activity, acting on carbon-nitrogen (but not peptide) bonds, in linear amidines.
AUGACGUACGAAACUUUGAUUAUAAAAAAAGAUAGACUUAUCAAUACAAUCCAUGAGACUGCAUCCAAGUUUGGAGCUAAAGGGGUUUGGGGACCCGGGUUGACGCAAACGGGCGUUUGCCGUCUAGCAUUAAGUGACGAAGAUAAAAACGUAAGAGAUUGGUUCGUGAAGGAAACUCAAUUCCUUGGGUGUGAGGUGAAGGUUGACGCAAUCGGUAAUAUUUUCGCAAUUUAUCCUGGCAAAAACCCAGGACCACCAACUGGUAUCGGAUCUCACUUAGAUACGCAACCUAAUGGCGGUAGAUAUGACGGAAUAUACGGUGUUCUUUCAGGAUUGGAGGUUCUUCGAACUUUGAAAGAAAAUGGCAUCAUUCCUAAUUAUCCAAUUGCGCUUGUUAACUGGACAAACGAAGAGGGUGCGAGGUUUCCCAGAUCUCUUAUCGCUUCAUCGUUAUGGGCAGAAAUUGUAAGCGAGGAAGAGGCCUUAGGUCUAGAGUCUAUUUCUGAUAAAGUUCCAGUUAGUAUUGGUGAUGAAUUAAAGAGAAUUGGCUACAAUGGACCCAUUAUGUCGUCGUAUAAGAGCAAUCCUUUAGCUGCGCAUUUCGAACUUCACAUCGAACAGGGGCCUAUUUUGGAGAAUGAGAAUAAAAAAAUUGGUAUUGUUACUGGAGUUCAGGCGUAUACUUGGUAUACGGUCACUGUUAGAGGUAAAUCAUCUCAUGCGGGUACUACGCCAAUGAACACUAGGAGCGAUGCUAUGCAAAUAGCUUCAAAACUUAUUUUAAAAGGUAUAGACAUUGCUCAAAAGCAUGAUGGCCUAGCUACAAUCGGUACAAUUGAUUUAGAGCCGGCCCUGAUAAAUGUCAUUCCGGAUACUGUCAGAUUUUCUUUUGAUGCUAGGCAUGUAAACGACGAUAAACUAACCGAGUUAAUGGAUAACGUGAAAUUAGAAUUCAAAUCAAUUGCCGAAAAAGGUAAUUGUUCUAAAUAUUCUCAAUCAUUGGAAGUAGAAUUUGAUCACAUUUACACUUCAGGUGCUGUUUCUUUUGAUGAGACCAACAUUGACACCGUUAAAAAAAGCGCCUUAGAGUUGUUUUCUACGGAUGAUGUUAAAGAGAUAGUUAGUGGUGCAGGUCAUGAUUCUUGUGCCACUAGUAUCAGAGUACCAACUUCAAUGAUAUUCAUUCCAUCUAAGAAUGGUAUUUCUCAUAAUCCAGAAGAAUACUCGUCACCCGAAGAAAUCGAUAAUGGUUUCAGAGUUUUAUUGAAUACCAUUUUGAGGUACGAUGAAUUGAGACGAAAAAACCCUUGA